AACGCGCAGGGGCGCAGGGCGGCGGCGGAAACGCUGCGAUCUCUGUGGCGAGGCCCGGCGUCUCCCGAUUGGGUCCGGUGGCGCGCGGCGGAGCGGAUAACAAACGACGGGGCGGCUCGCCUCGGCCUAUCGCUUUCUCCAGAUCUCCUCCCCUCGCCUCGCAGGUCGCAGCAGGCACACGCGUACCCCACCAACCCAAAUCGCUUUAGACCCGAUCACCCGAAGCGUUUCUCAGAGCAAAGCUGCUCGUGCAACAAGCGAAGAGGCGAAAGAGAGAAAGAGUUGGUGGCAACUGGCAAGGCAGAUGGCGUCGCCGUCGUCGUCGCUGUGCUCCGGCUUCGCCUCCCUGCGGACGGCCUCCCUUGGCCACCGCCGCGGCCUCGUCUUCUCCACCCCCAGGAAAGCAUUCCAAGUGAGGGCAUCAGCUCGGGUUGACAAGUUCUCAAAGAAUGACAUCAUUGUGUCCCCCUCCAUUCUAUCUGCAAACUUUUCCAAGCUUGGUGAACAGGUAAAAGCUGUGGAGGUGGCAGGAUGCGACUGGAUUCAUGUUGACGUCAUGGAUGGACGAUUUGUGCCAAAUAUCACGAUUGGACCUUUGGUUGUUGAUGCUCUCCGUCCAGUGACUGAUCUUCCAUUGGAUGUACAUCUGAUGAUUGUGGAACCUGAGCAGCGAGUCCCAGAUUUUAUUAAGGCGGGUGCUGAUAUUGUUAGUGUCCACUGUGAACAAUCAUCAACCAUCCAUUUGCACCGAACAGUCAAUCAGAUUAAAAGUCUAGGAGCAAAGGCAGGAGUUGUUUUGAAUCCAGCGACUCCACUCACUGCAAUAGAUUACGUUCUUGAUGUUGUCGACCUGGUCUUGAUUAUGUCUGUGAAUCCUGGGUUUGGUGGCCAGAGCUUUAUUGAGAGUCAAGUAAAGAAAAUUGCAGAGUUGAGAAGAUUAUGUGCAGAGAAGGGAGUAAACCCCUGGAUUGAGGUUGAUGGUGGUGUUGGUCCACAAAAUGCCUACAAGGUCAUUGAAGCUGGGGCGAAUGCCAUUGUUGCUGGUUCUGCAGUUUUUGGGGCUCCAGACUACGCUGAAGCUAUCAAAGGAAUCAAGACCAGCGAAAGACCUGUAGCAGUACCAGCAUGAGGAACUGGAACUGCACUCAAUUACCCUGUGUAAGUUUAGCAGUGCUGCGACUUGUGUCUUGAUGAGCCAUACGUUAUAUUGGACAUUAAAGAAGACUGGGGGCGGUGAAGAAAUAUCCCUCUUCUGCCCUCAUUUCCUCAAGGGUGCCUGCCUUGUACUGCUUCCCAGAAUGUUGUGUGAUAUUAAAACGUAUACGGGAUCAUUCUUGGCGAAAAUCCAGCCAUGGGUACAUCGGCAGUUGAUCGAAACCCUGGUCCCAGGGCGUUCAUGGAAUUUUGCCUCCUCAAUUUUCCACUUUUAAACCUGUCUGGAACUUUAGGGGUUGUGGGAGUACGUUACAUGCAUUUUAUGCUGCUGUUUUGUGAUUGUUUUACGAGUUCUCAAGAGGAGUAUUAGCACUGUUUUUGUAGCCGUUUUAACCAUAUCAUGAAUCAACGGUGAACUUCUCUCUUCAA
Messenger RNA from Panicum virgatum (switchgrass), 1584 nucleotides. Its product is annotated as ribulose-phosphate 3-epimerase, chloroplastic. The coding region runs from base 305 to 1129 and encodes 274 amino acids. Gene Ontology annotation, cellular component: cytosol. The transcript is spliced from 9 exons. Gene Ontology annotation, biological process: carbohydrate metabolic process; pentose-phosphate shunt; pentose-phosphate shunt, non-oxidative branch. NCBI's taxonomy places the organism in Eukaryota, Viridiplantae, Streptophyta, Magnoliopsida, Poales, Poaceae. Gene Ontology annotation, molecular function: metal ion binding; D-ribulose-phosphate 3-epimerase activity. The record is from RefSeq and is a predicted model, not a curated record.